Branchiostoma floridae (Florida lancelet) is the source of this 1490-nucleotide messenger RNA. RefSeq names its product dnaJ homolog subfamily C member 12-like. NCBI's taxonomy places the organism in Eukaryota, Metazoa, Chordata, Leptocardii, Amphioxiformes, Branchiostomatidae. The record is from RefSeq and is a predicted model, not a curated record. Gene Ontology annotation, cellular component: cytoplasm.
CCGUUGAUGAUGAAGGGCAGGUGUUUUAUUAUUGCUACGCCACAGAACAAAUCCUUGCCUGAGCUCUUGAUCCUAACCUUGACUCAGAUUAGGGGACGCUUUGUGAUGCAUAUUGGAACCUUGACACCGUGUAAGGCUUGAGGGCAAGGUUCUGACGAUCAACAAUGUUGAGUAGAUAUCACUAAUACAUCUCAUAUGGACCACCCUACUAAGGAGCAGCUGACAACUUCCCUGGUUGGCCACUGUAGGGACUUUUGAGGUUGACUCUCUUGAGGACUACGCCAAGUGUCAGUAUCAAUGGAUUCUAUCUUCAGCUACCAGAGGGAUGAGGAUGAGGACUUCUACAAGAUUCUGGGAUGUGAUGAGCAGUCAACGACAGAGCAGAUUAAUCAGGAGUUCAAGCUGAAGGCUCUGGACUGUCAUCCUGACAAGAAGCCAGAUGAUCCGGAAGCAGCUGAAAGAUAUCAGAGACUUCAGCAAGCGAGGGACGUUCUUGUCAAUGAAGAGAGCCGGUCCAAGUAUGACCACUGGCGCCGGAGUGGUAUUGCCAUGCCGUACAAACAGUGGGUGUCUAUGGGCAAGUCUGUGCACACUUCCAUGCACUGGGCCAUGAGGACUAAAAAGGAUCCCAUGCUGGAUAACAAGCCUCACUCUGACCAAUCAGAAGGUGGAGAGGACGGUGGAAUCAACAACUCAAAACCUCUUAGUCAGUCAAAAGAGUCUGAAAGAGCUGCUGCUGACUCACCAGAGCAUCCCUCUCCAAGCAAGAGACUACGAGUAUUUGCAGAGUCCUCACAUUCAGGACAAUCUUCAACCAUAGCCUGGUCCAGAGGGGGAAGCUGGUCCACCCAGUCACCAAAUGAGACACUCCGGAAAUUCAGAAACUAUGAGAUAUAGCUGCAAUACUGUCAUGAGCAGUAUGGGGGAGUUCUUUUCAUUUGGCAGAUCCACUUGAGAAAGCAAUGUGUAGGGACUAGGCUAUGCAUGUGUGUAUGUCUCCAUUCCAUUCAGGUAUCUUAUUUAUUGCUCAAUAAAAGUAUGAUAGGUAGUCUUUGUUUGUUUCAUGUGGUCUUACAGUUAUAUUUGUACAUACUAUAGUUUUAUCAAACUCAUUUCUUAUGUUGUAUUUGUGUACAGACUACAGUACUAUUACAUAAACGUACAAUUGAAUUAUAUUGUGUCAUGUUUAAACUGGGAUGAUAUGAGGUAUACAGACAUGUUAUAUGACCUCCUUGGAUUAAUCUGUAGUAUCAUUGCUGCAUUUACAUUAUGUAACAGUGGGUAAUGUCCUUAAGACUACUGAAAGACAAGAUACCUAAACAUACUAGUGCUGAAGGUUUUUCCUGUAACAUGCCAGCUAGCCAGCACUAGUGUGCCGGUGCCAUUUGGGAGUAAUAUUUGUCUUGACAUCCCUUGACAGCCAUCAGUACUGUCAGAGUGUUUGGCCAAGUUAUGCUGCUAAUAAAAUACUAGUAGUGUUCAUGUUUGUA